Aspergillus ibericus CBS 121593 is the source of this 1500-nucleotide messenger RNA. RefSeq names its product arylsulfatase A. The record is from RefSeq and is a predicted model, not a curated record. Gene Ontology annotation, molecular function: iduronate-2-sulfatase activity. NCBI's taxonomy places the organism in Eukaryota, Fungi, Ascomycota, Eurotiomycetes, Eurotiales, Aspergillaceae. The transcript has a single exon. Bases 1 to 1500 code for a protein of 499 amino acids.
AUGGCCACCAAGCCAAACCUCCUGAUAUUCAUGCCCGAUCAACUCCGCUACGACAGCCUCAGCUGCACAAACCCAGCCCACCCAGCCAAAACCCCCAACAUCGAUGCCUUCGCCGCCCGAGGCACUCUCUUCACCAACUGUUUCGUCCAAGCCUCCGUCUGCUCCCAGUCCCGAUGCAGCAUGUUCACCGGCACCUAUCCGCACGUGAGCGGCCACCGCAGUCUAGAUAACCUGAUCAAACCCUGGGAGCGGAAUCUCUUCCGCACAUUGAAGGAAGAUGGAUACCAUGUUGCGUGUCUCGCACCACGCGGAGACACAUUCGCGCCAACCGUGACGGAGAUGAGCGUGGAUGAGUACGGGUUUCUCGAGACGCCGGAAUACGUACCGAAAUUUGGCGGGGCGGGUCGAACCAAAGAUGAGAGUAUCUGGGGGCGGUUAUUCUAUAAAGGACUACGGAAUGCGGAUGAAGCGAGGGACUAUGAUGAUGCUGUAGUGCGGUCUGCGCUGCGAUGGUUGGAUUGUCCGCCCGAUAAGCCGUGGGUGUUGUUCAUGCCGUUGAUCUUCCCACAUUGUCCGUUUCAGGUCGAGGACCCGUAUUUCUCGAUGCAUGACAGAGAGAAGAUGGCUGGGCCGGGGGCGCAUCCGGCGGAGAAGACGGGGUAUGAGCCUCGGUAUAUGAAGGCCAUUAGGGAGGAGUAUGGGACACAUCGUGCGACGGGGGAGAUAUGGCGUGAGAUUCAAGCGACGUAUUAUGGGAUGAUCUCGAGGUUAGAUGAGCAGUUUGGGCAGAUAAUAGCAAAGGUGGAUGCGCAGGGGCUGUGGGAGAGCACGGUGUCCAUGUUCUUCACGGACCAUGGCGAGUAUCUUGGGGAUCAUGGGUUGAUUGAGAAGUGGCCUUCGGGGUUGUCGGAUAGCCUAGUCCAUGAGCCAUUGAUUGUCGCGGGUGGUGGACUUCCUUCUCAGCAGCGAUAUGAUGGGAUGACGGAGAUGGUGGAUCUUGUGCCCACUGUGCUGGAGCUGUGUGGGAUUCCGGAGCAGUUUCCGCAUAACGGGCAGUCGAUGGUGCCUGUCCUGCGGGACCCGAGUCAGAAGCACAAAGACUACGCCUUUUCCGAGGGCGGGUUUCUCCUUUCCGAGGAGCCGUUAUUGGAGCAGGCGCCGUAUCCGUAUGACCUGAAAGCGACGCUGCAGCAUCGGGAUACGGCGCUCGUCGGGAAAGCCAUUAGUGUGCGGAGUCCGGAGUGGACGUUCAUCUAUCGACUGUACGAGCCGGCGGAGCUCUAUGAUCGACGAAACGAUCCGGAGGAGAUGCACAAUCUGGCCAUGGAUCCAAGCAGGGUGCCUAUUGCACGCAUGCUGGAGACUGAGGUGAUGCGGUGGCUUGUUGGGUCAACGGACUUUCUGCCUUGGAAGAAAGAUCCCAGGUUUCCCGAGGUUGAUUUGAAGUCUCCGGCAGAACAGCUGGAGGAACGGUUGCGGCAGCGCGAGGAGAAACCGUAG